This is a messenger RNA of Python bivittatus (Burmese python), 2564 nucleotides long. NCBI's taxonomy places the organism in Eukaryota, Metazoa, Chordata, Lepidosauria, Squamata, Pythonidae. The record is from RefSeq and is a predicted model, not a curated record.
UGUGUCCAGUGACAUCAAUUUCCCCAUGAAGGGCCGUCGGGGAAUGAAAGAUUGGGCCCGCCACUCCGAAGACAAGAUCUUCAUUCCCAAAGAAGUGCUGAAUCUCUCCUCAUCUGAAACAGAUGACUCAGCUUAUUUCGUCAUUGGCGCCAUCCUGUAUCGCACCUUGGGACUAAUUCUGCCCCCUCCUAGAAGUCCUCUCGCGGUCAUGUCCAAAGUUCUCACGGUGACGGUGAAGCCACCAACGAAGGCCAUGGAACCUUUGAUUACGGUGGAGUUGUCUCAUAUUAUCAAUGGCACCUCACAUCCACAGUGUGUGACCUGGGAAUACACUAAAGUAGAGACUGGCGCUGGGAACUGGGACACUGAAAACUGCCAGACGGUGGAAACCCUCUCAUCUCACACCAAGUGCCAGUGCAAACAGCUCUCGACCUUUGCCGUGAUUGCCCAGCUCCCCAAAGACCUGGCCAUGGAUUCUGGCAGUUCUCCUUCAGUCCCUCUCAUGAUUGGCUGUGCAGUGUCCUGUAUGGCUUUGCUGACCUUGUUAGCGAUCUAUGCAGCAUUUUGGAGGUUUAUCAAAUCUGAACGUUCCAUCAUUCUUCUGAAUUUUUGUGUCUCCAUUUUGGCCUCCAAUGUCUUGAUCCUGGUGGGACAGUCCCAGAUGCUUAGUAAGGGCAUCUGCACCAUGACAGCAGCCUUCCUCCACUUCUUCUUCCUCUCUUCCUUCUGUUGGGUGCUGACAGAGGCUUGGCAAUCUUACUUGGCUGUGAUUGGUAGAAUCCGAACACGGCUAGUUCGUAAACGCUUCCUCUGCCUCGGAUGGGGUCUGCCAGCCUUGGUGGUUGCCGUUUCAGUUGGCUUCACUCGGACCAAAGGAUAUGGGACAGCCAACUACUGCUGGCUGUCCCUUGAAGGAGGAUUGCUGUAUGCCUUUGUGGGUCCUGCUGCUGUGAUUGUUCUGGUCAACAUGCUAAUUGGAAUCAUCGUCUUCAACAAGCUGGUGUCUCGAGAUGGCAUUUCAGAUAAGUCCAAAAAGCAGCGAGCUGGGGCAUCGCUGUGGAGCUCCUGCGUGGUUCUUCCCCUCCUGGCGCUCACCUGGAUGUCGGCUGUGCUUGCCAUGACUGACCGACGCUCCAUCCUCUUUCAAGUCCUCUUUGCCGUCUUCAAUUCAGUGCAGGGCUUCGUCAUCAUCACCGUCCACUGCUUUCUGCGCAGAGAGGUCCAAGAUGUGGUGAAAUGCCAGAUUGGGGUGUGUAAAAGUGAUGAAAAUGAGAAUUCCCCAGAUUCCUGCAAGAAUGGACAAGUCCAGAUCAUGACAGAUUUUGAAAAGGAUGUUGACCUGGCGUGUCAGACAGUCCUCUUUAAAGAGGUUAACACGUGCAACCCAGCUACCAUCACAAGCACAUUGUCGCGCAUCUCCCUGGACGGUGAUGAGGAUCCAAAGCUCAAUACCAGCUCCGAAAGUGGCCUGGGCUUCUCCACCCUCCCUGGGAACAUCCCGCCCACUUCCAUCCUGGUCCAGAUGCCGCAAAUGACACACAAUGUGGUGAAAGGGCUGAAGGAGCUCAGCGAUCCCCCUGCCAAGAAGGACGUUAACUUGGAUGUGGCGCGAGGGCCGGUCUACCUGUGCGGCGACAGCAACCUGCGGCAACUGGAUUACGGCUGGCUGCGUUCCCAGGAGGCUUCCCUUGAGAGCAAUUACAUGGUGCUUCCCCGGCGGACAGUGAGCCUUAAACCUUUCACCAGGGAAGAGGGCAAACUCAACGUCAAGUUGGAUGAACCUCCAGGCCUGGCCCAGGGCCGGCACUCGAUGGAGGCCGAGGCUUACCCCAGCUUUGCCUCAAUGGACCAAAUCAACGUGAACUUGAACCAGCCCUAUGGGACCGUCAAGCACCCAUAUGGCCUUCAAUUCAAGCAGCACCCCACCGUGCGGCAGAUCCUGGCCUCAGAGUUGUCAGAGCGCAGCCGCAGCAUGCCACGCACCGUGCCCGGGUCAGCCAUGAAAGUGGGCUCCCUGGAGAAAGUUAUGCACACAAAGAAACGCCACUCAGAACUCUACCACGAGUUGAAUCAGAAAUUCCACACGUUGGAUCGGUAUCGUGCUCCGGCCACUAAUGCUGCAAAGAGAGAAAAGCGCUGGAGCGUCUCUUCAGGAAGUGGCGAAAAGAAUAUGACCAGCCAAGAGGUCACGAGCCCAGAGAGCCAGCAACAGAAGCAAAAGUCUUGGAGCACCUUCAAGGCCAUGACGCUGAGCUCCCUGCCCCCCAAGCCACGGGAGAAGCUGGAGCUGCACUCGGCCGACUGGGAAAAGCAUUGCAUGAGCCUGGAUCUGUCGGAGGGCGACUUCCAAACAGAAGUGUGAGCCUCAUGGACUCUGUGAUUUAGCAACCUAUAAAUAUAUAUAAAUAUAAAUAUAUAUAUAUAUAUAUAUUUUUCACACUGACACUUUGGAAAAAUCAAGCAAAUCAGGACAGACAAGAGUUUCUUCCCCUUCUGGCAUUUUUCCGGGGAGACUUUUUUUUAAACUCGGCCCUCUCUUUAAACACACCUCAAGGAGGAAGGCC